UGCGGCGGCGCGCGUCUCUGGCGGCCAGUCGGGUCUGGCCGAAGAAGUGACCGGAAGUGCCGCCGCGGCCCCCCCCAGGAGACGCGGAAGUGGACGGCGGACGCGGCAGACAGGAGAAGAGGUGGAGCGAGACCUCCAGGGGACCAGGCUGAGAGCACGAUGCCCUCCGAAGCGACAGAAGGGCUGGAAGAGCCCGAGAACCUCUCCUAUGAGGAUCUGGAAGAAGACGACAAUGUCAGCCCCACGGACCUGUCCGAGCUGCUGAAGGAAGGGACCAAAGAGUCGCACGACCAGGCCGAGAACACUCAGUUCGUCAAGGACUUCCUGAAAGGGAAGAUCAAGAGGGAGCUUUUCAAGUUGGGGACGGUGGCUCUCUACUACACGUACUCCGCUCUGGAGGAGGAGAUGGAGCGGAACAAGGACCACCCGGCGUUCGCGCCCCUCUACUUCCCGCUCGAGCUGCACCGGAAGGAGUCCCUGGAGAAGGACCUGGAGUACUUCUACGGGGAAGGCUGGCCGGGCAAGAUCCAGUGCUCGGAGGUGGCCCAGCGCUACGUGGACCGGAUCCACCACGUCGGGCAGCACGAGCCGGAGCUCCUGGUGGCCCACGCCUACACCCGCUACAUGGGGGACCUCUCUGGGGGGCAGGUGCUGAAGAAGGUGGCCCAGCGGUCCUUGAAGCUGCCCGCCACCGGCGAAGGGGUCCAGUUCUACGUCUUCGCGCACAUCUCCAGCCCCCAGCAGUUCAAGCAGUUCUACCGCGCCCGGCUGAACGCCCUGGACCUGGACGCGGGGACCAAGGAGCGGAUCGUCCAGGAGGCCAACAAGGCCUUUGAGUUCAACAUGCAGGUCUUCGAUGAGCUGGACAAGAUCGGGGCCCUGCUGCCGGAGGAAGUCCAAGACGGCGGCCUCCCCCUGCACGACGGGAGAGGGGACCCACGCCAGUGCCCCUACUACGCCGCCAAGCUCGGCGGCAGCGGGGCCUCCGGGUGCCCCUUCCACCUCGCCCUGGCCAUGCUGAAGCAGCCUCCCGUCCAGCUGGCUGUGGCCGCCUGCCUGGCCGUCAUGGCCGGGGUGGCCGCCUGGUACGUGAUGUGAGGCGCCCGCGAAAGAGGACCUCUGUGCUCACCGGGCAGGACUGCGCCUCCUUCCCUCCUUCCUCCCUUCCUUCCCUCCCUCCCACGGGGACUAUUAAGGGACUAUUAAAAACCCAAUGCACCACAAAGCGAGCACCUGACUCUUGCGUCUGAGGGAGGGACCCCUGAACGGUUAGCUAGCCACGGCGGCCCCCCAAUCCCUCCCCUCCGGGGGGCUGCUGUGUUUCCAUUGCCGAAGCCGCUCCUCAUGCUGGGGAGAGCCGCUCACUCACUCAUCACUGGACCUUUUGGUUUGGUCUGCCUCAGCUGUCUGCUGGGGGGACGACACGGGGAGGCAGCCCCCCCCAUCCCUGUCCCCGCCUCACGCCUCCCCUUGGCCGUCCUGAGUAGCUUCGGGGGGGGGGGGACUGACGUGGCAGGUGUACAUAGGGGAGAGAACCGAACCACUUAGUGGUCCUGUAACGUAUGGAUUGUGACGGGGCCUCUGCGUAAUAAAAUUUAUUAU
Molecule: messenger RNA, 1602 nt
Organism: Gekko japonicus
Lineage: Eukaryota; Metazoa; Chordata; Lepidosauria; Squamata; Gekkonidae
Gene: HMOX2
Product: heme oxygenase 2
Exons: 6
Coding region: 160-1098 (312 amino acids)
Biological process (GO): response to oxidative stress; heme oxidation; heme catabolic process
Molecular function (GO): heme binding; heme oxygenase (decyclizing) activity
Source: RefSeq, a predicted model, not a curated record